CACUCUCAGUAGUAGAAGAGUGACGUAUGACCUGGCGCCCGGUUAGCUAGCUAAUGAGCUAGUUAGCUAGUUGUUGUCGUUGCUAACAGCGCACAUCGUCACUUAACAUCGGCUAACUAUAUACUAAUUGAAAUUUACUUAUCCACUGACUGUCGGAAUCGGUCAUGGACGACGAUAGCCACCCCAAAACCCUGUACGUGGGAAAUCUCUCCAGGGAUGUCACAGAAAUCCUGAUUCUGCAGCUCUUCACCCAGAUAGGACCUUGCAAAAGUUGUAAAAUGAUCACAGAGCAUACAAGCAAUGACCCGUACUGCUUUGUGGAGUUUUUUGAACACAGAGAUGCGGCUGCGGCUCUUGCAGCCAUGAACGGGAGGAAGAUAUUAGGAAAGGAGGUCAAAGUAAACUGGGCCACAACUCCAAGUAGCCAGAAGAAAGACACAUCCAAUCACUUCCAUGUUUUUGUGGGUGAUUUGAACCCUGAGAUUUCCACUGAGGAUGUCAAGGCGGCAUUUGCACCGUUUGGGAAAAUCUCGGAUGCGCGUGUUGUGAAGGACAUGACGACAGGAAAAUCAAAGGGGUAUGGAUUUGUGUCCUUCUACAACAAACUGGAUGCGGAGAAUGCCAUCAUUAACAUGGCGGGACAGUGGCUUGGAGGACGCCAAAUCAGGACUAACUGGGCAACACGUAAACCUCCGGCCCCCAAGAGCGUUCAGGACAACGGUUCAAAGCAGCUGAGGUUUGAUGACGUCGUGACUCAGUCCAGUCCACAGAACUGCACCGUGUACUGUGGAGGGAUCCAGUCAGGACUAUCAGAACAUGUAAUGCGGCAGACCUUCUCACCAUUUGGUCAGAUAAUGGAAGUCAGGGUUUUCCCUGAGAAAGGAUAUUCCUUCAUCAGGUUUUCCUCCCACGACAGCGCGGCCCACGCCAUCGUUUCAGUUAAUGGGACGGUCAUCGAAGGACACAUAGUGAAGUGCUACUGGGGCAAAGAAUCUCCUGACAUGGCCAAAAAUCCACAGCAGGUUGAGUAUAGUCAGUGGGGGGGCCAGUGGAACCAGGUCUAUGGGAAUCCACAGCAGCAGCAACAGCAGCAGCAGCAGCAACAAUACGGGCAGUACGUGACCAAUGGGUGGCAAGUUCCCUCCUAUAGCAUGUACGGCCAGACGUGGAACCAGCAAGGAUUUGGAGUAGAGCAGUCCCAGUCACCAGCCUGGAUGGGAGGCUUUGGAUCUCCAUCAGCCCAGGCUGCAGCCCCACCCGGCACAGUCAUGUCCAACCUGGCCAACUUCAGCAUGGCUGGCUACCAAACGCAGUGAGAGAUGACCCCCUAACGACUUAAGUGUAAUACCCAAGCGGACGCAGACACCUCUUUUCAUCCGGACGGGUGCUGUGGUUAAAAGAAGGGCACGGGCCGUAUUCACAAAGCCUUUGUAGCCGUUUGUUUUGCUCCUAAACAACCAGUUUAACAAGCAAAUGAAAGUCAGUUACACUUAGAAGAUUAUUUGAUGGUAAUUCCUUAUCCAGUUUCAACAAAAAAUUGGUCUUGGGCAUUUAAACUAAAGCCAAACCAAACGUCUAUGUCCCAAGUUUUUCUUUUAUAAUUUUUUUUUUUUUAAAGGAUAUAGCCACCUUUUGAAUGUUUGGCUCUGUGAAACUUUACCUGGUGUGUGACAAGAGGAUAUCUCCACAGAGAGGGUCGACCAGUGAGCCAAACCAUCAAAAAGUCCGAGUAGUAAAAAUCCAAAAAUGUGCACAUAACAGCCGAUUUAUCUAGUGGAUCUUAAAGCACACAAACUAGCUAAAAGCCAUCUUGUUACUCCGGCAGCUCGCUGGAAUACGACGAGGAUUAACAUCCCUAGAAACCUCACACAGACAUAAACAUUGAACUCUCAAGUCUAUAGCAAUAUCUGCUUUCAGUUUAAUAUUUUAAUGUGCAUUUGCUUGUCAUACCUGGGCAUUAUCUGUCAUUUUCUACCGAAGACAAACUUCCACUCAAGUCUCUAGCAGUGAUUUAGCCGGUUAAUGUGGGGUCAGCUUUCCCACACUUAACUGCACUGAGCCACAAGAGUCAACUCAGAUGGUCUCUAAGACAUUCAGUCGUAUUCUCAUAAACUCAAGGAUGAAAUGCUUUGUGAAUAGAGGCCCUGGAGCGGUAGUUUACUUUUCCAUGACAUGUGAAGAAACUGUGUGUGAGUGUGUGUGUGUGUGUGUGUAAACUACCGUGGCUUUAAAGGAGGUUUUCUCUUUGACAAACUUUGUGUACAAAGAACAUUUCACCCACACAGCAGCUCGGAAAGCGCAAAAAAAAAAAAAGCAAAAAACAAACAAAAAAAAAUGUUAUUAGAGAUUUCAUGUUUUGUAUUGGAGUGAUAAGCAUGUUAUUUGCAGACUUUGAUGGACUUUAGUUUACACCUUAUUGUAGCCUAGAGUGACUAAUUUAUAAUCAUGUGUCUCAAAGGAAAGGCUAUAGCACACGCUCACUGUAUAAAGAAAAUAAUGUUUUAAAAAAAAAUAAAAUUACUUAACCUCUUCCUCCUCCUCCCCCCCCUCAAAAACUUUGUAAAGGUAACAAAACUCUUGAUUCUGGGGCUGGUUUCCUAGAGGAGUAUUGAAUCUUAAGUAUUUUCUUCCUCCUUCCUAACCUCAGUUCAUUUCUAGCCAUUUCUUUCCAGUGUGGCUUUUAGAGCCUUUUUGUGUAUAAAACGAAAACAAAAACAAAAAAAAUCCCACAAAAAUUAAUUAAUUUUGUACAAAAACCAGCCCCUAAUUGUAAUGCGUCACAUUUACAUAACUUUACUUUUACUUCCCCCGACUUGUGUAACGGCAGAACUAUCACAUAUGUUUUAGGCUUUACAACUAAUUGGGGAGGGUGGUGAUCUUACGUUAAAUUUUAAAAAUAACUUUUUGGAUAUGAAUGAAUAUUUUGCGAUUAUUUCCAUUAAUCGCAGGUAAAUUAUUUUAAAGAGUCACUGACAAAUUGAUGACGGGGAGAUUUCUCUGACAUCCUGCCAUUCGGGUUUUAUUAUUUGUGUAUGUGCCAUUCUGUACAGUGUAUUAGACAGACUCCCGCCUUCCUGUUGAGCUCGCCAACAAACUGGAUGAUGUUUUUUGUUUGUUUGUUCGUUUUGAGCUUUGGACGGAGGGACGGGAGGGGUGGCGGCGGCGGUGGGGAGGGGGCCGGUUAAUCAUGAAGUAAAACAGGUUUUGAGAAUGUAAAUAUAAAAACCUCCAUCACCAACCUUCAUGAAACCUAAUGUACAUACUGUAGGUAGAAUGUUACGAAAUUAAAUGCCAUCAUUAAAUUACAGCAAUAUAAUUUAUGACCGAGCCUUAAUUGAUUUGUUGGUAAAUUUCAAACUUUGUGUUUUAUUUAAAGAAGCUCCAUUAUAAAUCUAAAUUCUUAUUUUUUUUCCCCACUGGAUUUUUCCCUUUUCUUUCUUUUUCUUUUUUUUUUAAGUUUGUGUGCCAUUUUCAGGGUGUAGCAGGAAGCAGGUGACGCAUCGGCUUGAACUGCACGCUUUCUGACGUGUAAUAUAUGUGUUGCUUCAAACAUUGAAUGUAACGGCAAUUUCGCUUUUCAUGACUAUACAAAUAAGUUGAACAACGAAAGUGAUGUUUAAUAAUAAAGGAUGAAAUCA
Mugil cephalus (flathead mullet) is the source of this 3638-nucleotide messenger RNA. It is a transcript of the gene tial1, whose product is annotated as TIA1 cytotoxic granule-associated RNA binding protein-like 1. Gene Ontology annotation, molecular function: RNA binding. The record is from RefSeq and is a predicted model, not a curated record. Lineage: Eukaryota; Metazoa; Chordata; Actinopteri; Mugiliformes; Mugilidae. The transcript has 12 exons. Bases 165 to 1316 code for a protein of 383 amino acids.